AUGACGGAUGAACAAAGCAGUGUACAAAAAACAUUACGUCCUGAUAAAGAUGAUAUGCCUAUGCCUUGGGAUACUGGUAAAAGAAGAAUGCAAAACGAUAUUUCUGUCAAUGUCAGCAUUGUCCGCAAAAAAUUAAAAUUGAUCCUGCUGAAGAAAAAAGAAUUGGUGAUCGUCAACCAACCAAAUAAUAAUUUAGAAAUAAUAGCAGAUGAAGCUGAACUUAAAAGUUAUAUCAAUAAAGUGAUGAAUCAGCAACCUAUAUCAGAAUUUUUAUACAAACUUAAUGAUUAUACUCCAUUAAUUCCUGAUGCAGUUUCUACCUACUUUUUGCAAAAAUCAGGAUUUGAAAUUGAUGAUAUUAGAUUAAUCAGAUUGAUAUCUUUAGCAGCUCAAAAGUUUGUAACAGAUUUGGCUAAUGAUGCACUACAACAUAAUAAAAUGCGUUUGUCUAAUUUAACAUUGACUGGAAAUAAUAAACAUUCAUCUCUGUCUCCAUUAGGUAAAUACACACUAACAACUGAUGAUCUGGCAUCUGCUGCAUCUGAAUAUGGAAUUCACAUUAAAAAACCUCCUUAUUUUUAUUAA
Messenger RNA from Gordionus sp. m RMFG-2023, 585 nucleotides. Its product is annotated as transcription initiation factor TFIID subunit 10b-like. Gene Ontology annotation, cellular component: nucleus; SAGA complex; transcription factor TFIID complex. Gene Ontology annotation, biological process: transcription initiation at RNA polymerase II promoter. Gene Ontology annotation, molecular function: promoter-specific chromatin binding; RNA polymerase II general transcription initiation factor activity. NCBI's taxonomy places the organism in Eukaryota, Metazoa, Nematomorpha, Gordioida, Chordodea, Parachordodidae. The transcript is spliced from 4 exons. Bases 1 to 585 code for a protein of 194 amino acids. The record is from RefSeq and is a predicted model, not a curated record.